Pelagomonas calceolata is the source of this 1141-nucleotide messenger RNA. NCBI's taxonomy places the organism in Eukaryota, Pelagophyceae, Pelagomonadales, Pelagomonadaceae. The record is from the annotation of a GenBank genome assembly.
AGUAUCGGCGGCGUCAGGCGCGCCGCCCGCCGCGGCGACGGGCGGAGUCGUCGGCGGUACGUCGGCGUCCUCGUACACGUCCAGGAGGUCGCCGGCCGCCGCCGGGACGGGCGAGGUCGUCUCCUCCGCCGCACCGUCGACGAUAAGUACGCGGCCGCUCUGUUCGAGCAAUGCGACGACGUCGGGCCGCUCCAGCGCGCCGUCGAUCACGACGCCCGCCCGCUUCGCGAGGCGCGCCACCGCGCCGAGCGACAUCGCGUCGAGCUCGGAACGCGACACCUCGACGGUCGUCUCGGCGACGACGUCGACGCGCGACGACGUGAGGACGCGUCGAAUCAGGUCGUCGCGCUCGACGCAGCCACGCGCGGACUCGCCCGCCGCCUUCAGCACGUCCAGCAGCGCGCGGAUGUUCAUCGCGUCGAGCUCGCGCUUCCUCACGCGCACGCGCCGCCCGCCCUCGCGAUUGUGCUCGCGCCGCGUCCGCUCGUAGACCACAGAGUCGGUCGGCAGCUCGUAACGGCACACCGGGCAGACGCAGUGCCUGCUCAGCCACUCCACGACGCAGUCCUUGUGGAACAGGUGGCCGCAGGGGAGGCGCGCCGCGAGCUCGCCCGGCACGUGGUCCUCGAGGCAGAUCGUGCAGCACUCGUUGUCCUUCGUCAAGUCGUCGGCGGCGACGCGGACGAUGGGGAUCCGUUUCAGCGCGCUCGUCGACGCCGGCGGCGGGCCCUGCUGCGCCGCCGCCGCCGCCGCCGUGGCCUGCGCCAUCUGCUGCGCCGCCUGGUCCAGGGCCUGCUGGAGCCGCACGUAGCUCGCGCCGCGGUCCGUCAUCUGCACGCUGCGCGGCGCGCCCGCCGGGCCCCUCUGCGAUUGGUCGCGGCGCCGGUCGGCGCAGCCGCAGCAUCGCGCGAGCCAGGACAGCAUUUUUCUGGCUCUCUGGUACUGCUCUCAGGUGCUCCUGAGCUCACUCUCCGGCUCUGGCUCUGGCUGGCUUCCUGGUCUUUACUGCUUGUAAGCCGGUAUACGCUGUAAGCGCUCUGAUUAUCGCAAGCCCACGUUAGUGGCAAUCUUCAGCUGUGCUCUCCCGGUGGGGAUCCACCGCUGAAGGCCGGGGGACGGCCGUGAAAAUGCUGCACUGCGA